This is a messenger RNA of Letharia lupina, 1725 nucleotides long. RefSeq lists its product as uncharacterized. The record is from RefSeq and is a predicted model, not a curated record. The transcript is spliced from 4 exons. Lineage: Eukaryota; Fungi; Ascomycota; Lecanoromycetes; Lecanorales; Parmeliaceae. Gene Ontology annotation, biological process: epoxide metabolic process. Gene Ontology annotation, molecular function: epoxide hydrolase activity. The coding region runs from base 1 to 1725 and encodes 574 amino acids.
AUGGUGCCAGAACCAUACCAAAUCUCAGUAUCAGAUGAGGUACUCAAGGACUUGAAGCAACGUCUCUCAACUGCCAAGUUCCCUGAUCAGCUUGAGUACGCGGACCAGGAUGUCUGGCAAUUUGGUGCGCCCGUUGCUGAUAUACGUCGACUUGCGAACUACUGGAAAGAAGGCUUCGAUUGGAGGAAAGCGGAAGCGACGUUGAAUGAAUUGCCAAAUUACCAAACCAAGCUGGACGUUGACGGUUUCGGCGAUCUUGAUAUUCAUUCAUUAAGGAGGGAAGCUGAGCUAAACCUUCAGUUCGGGUUUUCCGACGGCAUCAACAAGAAAGGGUUUACACUCACGAAGUACGCCGAAACAUGUCACAAGCUGAUGCUUCAGCUUGGGUACGAUCAAUAUGUCACACAAGGCGGAGACUGGGGAUUUUCAGUGACGCGAGCGAUCGGCCUGCAAUACCCCGACCAUUGCAAAGCGUCCCACAUCAACCUGGUCCUCGGACAAGCCCCAAAACUCGCUCAACAACCGCUCCUGGCCCUCCAGCACGCCAUAUCCCCGUACAACGCUCGCGAAAAAGCGGGACACGAGAGAUCAGCAUGGUUCAUGAAUGAGGGUUAUGGAUACAACCUCCUUCAGAGCACCAAACCCCAGACCGUCGGCUACGCACUCGCUGACAGCCCCACCGCCCUCCUGGCCUGGAUUUUCGAAAAGCUGCACGACUGGACCGACGGCUACCGGUGGACCGACGACGAGAUUCUGACAUGGGUAUCGAUCUACUGGUUUUCGAAAGCCGGACCCGCAGCGAGUGUCCGGAUCUAUUACGAAGCUACCCACCCUGAACCCUUCUCGAGCAUUUCGACACCCACGCUGCGCGGAUGGAUUCCGCAUGUUAAAUUGGGCGUUGCACAUUUUCCGAGAGAGAUCACCGUCGUGCCGAAGACUUGGGCGCAGACGCUCGGUCCAGUGGUUUUCCAAAGUGAGCAUGAGAAGGGUGGUCAUUUCGCGGCGUGGGAGAGGCCGGAGGCUAUCGUUGAGGACUUGCGGAAGAUGUUUGGGAAGGCAUCCCCCAAACAUGUCUCACAACCCGACCGACAUUCGUCCGGACGAGGAAGCUCUUGCGGCCUUGCUCAUAAUCGCGGCCUUGAGCUUCGCGGAAGCCUCUUCGCGGUCGCGAAGACAGCUGCAAAGCGCUUCGUUGGAUCCAUCAGUAAGAAAGACGCGUGUGGAAGUCAGGUUGAGCAGGGGCAUGAACAGAUGAAGGGGCAACGUCGUGUUGCAGAUGAUAGAGAUGAUACAAAUUCUGACCAGGAUCAUCAGUCGAGGAUCGAAGACAACAGCUUCGUCUCACGGACUUGUAUCCUACAGGAGACGAAACCCGACAAAAAGAAUGCGAGACCCCAGCCCAUCCAAGCCAAAACUCUCCUCCUCUCCGCCCAGCGCGCCCGUGACCGGGAGCAAGGCUUGGCGGCCAUUCGGGCCUGGGAACUUUCUACGACGAGUCAUGAGAAGGAGAUGCGCGAGCGAGAGCGCUCUCCGUCGCUUCACCAGCGCGGGAUUAGGCGGACUGUGAGACGCGACGUUUCCCGAAUGAUGGGCGUGCACGCUGUGAGUGCUUGGGAGCGGGCUGUGACGCGUAGGUCUCGGCGAGAUCAGGUGGGGGGACAGGAGCGUCCUCCACGCGUUGAGAAGGACGUACGCAUUGUUCUCUGGGCGGCUCGUCGUGCUUAG